AUGACGACUGUGGGUUCAGAGACUACGGGAAAUGUGAAGAUGUGGACUGUGGGUUCAAAGACCACGGGACAUGUGCGGAUGUUCACUGUGGGUACAGAAACCCCGGGAAACGGUAAGAUGUCGAUUUUGGGUACAGAGUCCGAUGGGAAAUGUGCAGAUGUGGACUGUGGGUUCAAAGACCACGGGACAUGUGCGGAUGUUCACUGUGGGUACAGAAACCCCGGGAAACGAGUCCACGGGAAAUGUGCAGAUGUGGACUGUGGUUUCAAAGACCACGGGAAAUGUGUGGAUGUCGGCUGUGGGUAUAGAGACCCAGGGAAAUGUGUAGAUGUCGGCUGUGGGAACAGAGACCCCGGGAAAUGUGUAGAUGUCGACUGUGGGAACAGAGACUACGGGUACAAGGACCCCGGGAAAUGUGUAGAAUUCGACUGUAGGUACAAAGACCACGGGAAAUGUGUAGAUGUCUACUGUGGGUACAUAGACCACGGGAAUUCUGAAGAUGUCGACUGUGGGAACAGAGACUACGGGAAAUGUGUAGAUGUCGAAUGUCGGUACAUAGAUCACGGGAAAUGUGUGGAUGUCGGCUGUGGGUAUAGAGACCCAGGGAAAUGUGUAGACGUCGACUGUGGGAACAGAGAUCCCGGGAAAUGUGUAGAUGUCGACUGUGGGAACAGAGACUACGGGAAAUGUGUAGAUGUUCACUGUGGGUACAUAGACGACGGGACAUGUGUAGAUGUUCACUGUGGAGUCCACGGGAAAUGUGCAGAUGUGGACUGUUGGUUCAAAGACCACGGGAAAUGUGUGGAUGUCGGCUAUGGCUACAGAGACCCCGGGAAAUGUGUAGAUGUCGAAUGUGGGUACAGACACCACGAGAAAUGUAUAGAAGUCGGCUGUUGGUACAGAGACCACGGGAAUUGUGUAAUUGUCGACUGUGAGUACAGAGACCACGGGAAAUAUGUAGAAGUCGACUGUAUGUACAAAGACCCCGUGAAAUGUGUAGAUGCCGACUGUAGGUACAAAGAUCCCGGGAAAUGUGUAGAUGUCGAUUGUGGGUACAGAGACCACGGGAAUUGUGUAAAUGUUGACUGUAGGUACCAGGACCCCGGGAAAUGUGUAGAAUUCGACUGUAGGUACAAAGACCACGUGAAAUGUGUAGAUGUCGACUGUGGGAACAUAGACCACGGGAAUUGUGAAGAUGUCGACUGUGGGAACAGAGACUACGGGAAAUGUGUAGAUGUUCACUGUGGGUACAGAAACCCCGGAAAAUGUGUAGAUGUCGAUUGUGGGUACAGAGACCACGGGAAAUGUUUAGAUGUCCACUGUGGAUAUGAAGAUGUCGACUGUGGGAACAGAGAUGUCGACUGUGGGAACAGAGACCCCGGGAAAUGUGUAGAUGUCGAUGUGGGUACAGAGACCACGGGAAAUGUUUAG
Mizuhopecten yessoensis (Yesso scallop) is the source of this 1431-nucleotide messenger RNA. Its product is annotated as tenascin-like. The coding region runs from base 1 to 1431 and encodes 476 amino acids. NCBI's taxonomy places the organism in Eukaryota, Metazoa, Mollusca, Bivalvia, Pectinida, Pectinidae. The record is from RefSeq and is a predicted model, not a curated record. The transcript has 4 exons.